Molecule: messenger RNA, 1341 nt
Organism: Trichoderma citrinoviride
Lineage: Eukaryota; Fungi; Ascomycota; Sordariomycetes; Hypocreales; Hypocreaceae
Exons: 3
Coding region: 1-1341 (446 amino acids)
Source: RefSeq, a predicted model, not a curated record
AUGGACGAUUCACCAUAUGCAGAUACGAGCGGCCUGCUGGUCACAGCCGCCAAUCCGGCGCAUGAUGACUUGCCGGGGAUAGAUCACAGUCGCUCUGAGGGCCGCCCGCCUACAAAAUUACAUGGCAUCAACAAGACCUUCUUCACCGCCUACGGGAAUGCCGCCGAGGCACUUCGCAAACAACUCAACCCCUCGCUAAUUGCUUUUCUUGCCGCCGCUCAGCUGCCUCCUAAUGACCACGACAAUAUUAAUUCUGCGCCAUUCCUGAUCUGUCUGUAUUAUCCCAACAUCGGUCACGGGGGAGAACGAGGAGGCGGCCUUUUAUAUCACCAAGGCCAUCAUCGAGCCGCUGUGUUGAUGCACAUGGACGACUAUGACUAUGUGCUGCCAUUUGAGGCGCAUAGAGAGCUUUGGCAUCCUCUCGAGACGGUCCUUUCCAACUGGAUCAGUCUUAUUCAUCUUGGAAAGGCUAUUGUCACAGCCUCGCCUAGAGAUGAGCCUGGUCUCUUUGGCAACGAAAAAAUUGGACCUUGGGAAUGGAGGCCGUAUAGCGAGGCUCAAGUUUCUAGUUGCGUAGACGCAUGGAAUCAGCUCUGUGAAGCCAUCGAGGAACGUAUCCCAUCAAAAGGCAGCAAUAUUGAUACGAACAGUCCUCAGCCUUUACUCGCCUCCAGUGCCUUGGAUACGGCAUCAAUCCCGGAUCCUUGUUUUGCUCGCUCAUUUCUGACCAGCGCACGCCGGCCCUGCUUCCAGCGCAUCGCACCCGGUCUUUUCUUGCCUCCUGCUGACGCCGCAGCGUUUGCGGCAAUACAGCCAUUCACCGGAUUGCCUCGCUCUCAUGGUGCGGUAAUACCACCGGUAUGCCUCUUCCCCGCCGCACCAUGCGAGCGUGAAGCUGUCUUGACGGCAUCAUCAAGCCCCUUUUGCGGCGACUUCCGUCCCACACCCGCCAAUUCGGCCGUCCCGUCCAAAGUCAGGGCAGGCGUGUACAGUGAGUCCGUGGAUAGAAACUCGGGUCACGACUACGCGGAGGAGGGGUUUCGGCUGCUUCUUCCGUACGGCUUCGACAACGAUUGGAAUGGCAGUGAUGGCGCCCGCAAAAGCGACGGUUCGCUUAUUGACAGAGGCAAGCUGGCGGAUCUCUUUCAGCAUGGAUACAAGCCUUUUGGGGGAGACUAUUAUCGCCCUCAGCGUCUAGAGCGUCUACUAGACUGUUGGUGCAAGCUGAUCGAGGAGGGCGUCUGGUCUGUUGGGCCGGAAGGCGUACAAGGAACCAUCGACAAGUUCAAGGAUGCGGGGACGACACAUUGGAGAGACUAUGUCAUCCCGCUGACUUGGUGA